GCCGUGUUCACGGAAUCUGGUGAUGUACUAGUGGAAAGGAGCCACUUGCCAGACACCUACAAUGAUAGCAGCGGCGUUCCUGGUCCUGCUCAAGCCCUACAGCGUCCAGUGCGUUUUGCUGCUGCUGCUCCUGCUGCUGGGCACCAUCGCUACCAUCUUGUUCUUCUGCUGCUGGCACCGUAAACUCCGCAAGGCUCGUCACCCCAUCAAGUCGGUCGGCUCAGGCCGUUCCAGGAGUCGAGAUGCAGGGAUGAGAUCGCACUUCCGUUCUGAGGGAUUCAGACACAGCCCACGGCAUGGCAGGAGAAGCAGCAGAUUGCGAGUUUCGGACGAGUCCAAGCCUCUGGUGGAGAUACCUGAGAGCGAUCAGGAACAUCUGGUAAGAAGGAGGAAAAUCAAGAGGAGCAGUCGGGUGCAGGCAGAGUUUUACCACUCCGUGCAGGGGACUCCAACACGCAGAGCGAGUGUCGGUAGCAGCUCUCGCCCCUGCUCCAUGUCUUCCGCCGAUUAUUCCGACGAUGAGGAUGAUUCUGGUCAGAGAUCAGGAACUGUCUCGCCAGCUCCCGGGGACACGUUGCCGUGGAACCUGCCGAAACACGAGAGAUCCAAGAGAAAAAUUCACGGAGGGUCGGUGCUGGACCCGGCGGAAAGAGCCGUUCUCAGGAUAGCCGAUGAACGGGACAAAGUCCAGAAAAAGACCUUCACAAAAUGGAUCAACAAACACCUCAUUAAGGUACGGAAACACGUGAAUGACCUGUAUGAAGAUUUACGAGAUGGACACAACUUGAUUUCUUUGCUGGAAGCCCUUUCAGGGGACACUCUGCCAAGGGAGCGAGACAUACUGAAGACGUUACGGUUGCCUCGGGAAAAGGGACGCAUGCGCUUUCACAGACUACAGAAUGUACAGAUCGCAUUGGACUACUUAAAACGUCGACAGGUCAAACUGGUGAACAUCAGAAAUGAUGACAUCACUGAUGGAAAUCCUAAGCUCACCUUGGGGCUGAUCUGGACCAUUAUUUUGCACUUUCAGAUCUCUGACAUCCAUGUUACUGGGGAGUCUGAGGACAUGUCAGCCAAGGAGAAGCUGUUACUGUGGUCACAACAGGCAGCAGAGGGCUACGCUGGAGUCAGAUGUGAGAACUUCACUUCAUGCUGGAGAGAUGGCAGAUUAUUUAAUGCAAUCAUUCAUAAAUACAGGCCGGACCUGGUAGAUAUGAGUCAAGUAGCCGUUCAGAGUAACGUGAGCAAUUUGGAACAAGCCUUUGGUGUAGCUGAAAAGCUUGGUGUCACAAGGCUAUUGGACCCAGAAGAUAUAAAUGUUCCAUCCCCUGAUGAGAAGUCUGUGAUUACAUACGUUUCGUCACUCUAUGAUGUUUUUCCCAAAGUCCCAGAAGGCGCUGAAGGCAUCCAUGCAAAUGAUGUUGAUGUCAAAUGGAUUGAAUACCAGAAUAUGAUGAACUACCUCAUGCAAUGGAUCAAGCAUCAUGUGACAGUCAUGUCUGAUCGGAGCUAUUCGAACAAUCCUGCAGAACUUAAGGCACUUUAUAACCAGUACAUGCAGUUCAAAGACACAGAAAUCCCACCAAAAGAGAAAGACAAAACUAAAAUAAAGCAGCUGUAUAAAUUGUUGGAGGUGUGGAUAGAAUUUGGUCGCAUUAAACUUCCUCAAGGCUAUCACCCAAAUGAUGUGGAAAAGGAGUGGGGAAAAUUGAUCAUUGCUAUGUUAGAAAGAGAAAAGAGCUUACGGCCAGAAGUGGAAAGACUUGAAAUGCUGCAACAAAUCGCCUGCAGACUUCAGUGUGACAAUGUGGCAUGUGAAGAUAAACUGUUACGAGCGCGAAAUUCAUACCAACUUGAUGCAAAGCGGAUGGAAUCAGGACUUCAGUUUCAGAAUGAGACAGAGGUUGCAGGGUACCUUCUAGAAUCUGAAAAUCUCAUCCGUCAACAGAUUGUUGAUGUCCAGAUUCUAAUCGAUGGAAAGUAUUAUCAGGCAGACCAACUUGUUCAAAGAGUUGCAAAGCUGCGUGAUGAGUUGAUGUUGCUGAAGUCUGAUUGUUCAUCGCUAUACAAUAAAGGGCGCACCUUAUCUUCAGAACAGACUCAGUUGAUGAUGGCUGGGCUAAAUCAAAGCCUGAAUCAGAGUUUCUCAUCAGGUUUUUCCCAGAGUUUGACACCAUCCUUGACUUCCAGUUUAUCUCGGAGCUUGACACCAAGUUUGACCCAUGGAUUGACCCCAGUUCUCACGCCCAGCUUGCCUGCAACACUCUCCUCUGGCUUAAAACCCAUUCUGGCACAUGGCUUCAUUCAAGGCUUUGUCCCCUGUAUGGACCCAGAUUCAAUCCAGACAGUAAAACUGAUGCAGAUUAGGAAACCGUUGCUGAGGUCACAAUUCAUCGACCAGUCUCUGACAGAGGAGGAGAUCAACAUGAACUUUUUGCAGGACUUAAUAAGCUGGGUGGAAGAUAUGCAGGUGCAGCUUGAUCGUGCCGAGUGGGGCUCUGAUUUACCGAGCAUCGACAGUCACUUGGAAAAUCACAAAAAUGUCCACAGAGCAAUUGAAGACUUUGAAUCAAGCAUCAAAGAAGCCAAAUCUGCUGAGGGACAGAUGACCCCAUCACUAAGUGAAAGUUAUUCAGAGAAGUUGAGCAUGCUGGAGAGUCAGUACAUCAAGCUUUUGGCUUCUUCCCGGAAUCGAGCCUCUCACCUUGACGACCUGCAAAAUUUUGUGACCAAAGCCACUAAUGAGCUCAUCUGGCUGAAUGAGAAGGAGGAGGAGGAAGUGGCUUAUGACUGGAGUGACAGGAACUCCAGCAUGUUGAGAAAGAAGGAAUACCAUGCUGAAUUGAUGCGACAGCUGGAAGAUAAGGACAUCCUCAUGAGAUCAGUGCAGGACAUGGCAGAUCAGCUGCUCCUAAGUCGUCAUCCUGCUCGAUCCACCAUCGAGGCUUUCAAAGCAGCCAUGCAAACACAGUGGAGUUGGAUCCUGCAGCUCUGCUCCUGCGUUGAAAGACAUCUGAAAGAAAACACAGCUUACUUCGAGUUUUACAAUGAUGCCAAAGAAUCCAUGGAUUAUUUGAGGAACCUGCAGGAUACAAUAAAGAGGAAGUACAGUUGUGACAAGUCCAGCAGCCUAGUGAGACUGGAGGACCUGGUUCAGGAUUCCAUGGAUGAGAAGGAACAACUUCUCCAGUACAGGAGCAACGUAGCAGGCCUUGUGAGUCGGGCGAAGAGCAUUGUGCAACUCAAACCCAGGAAUCCUGAAAAUCCCACAAGGAUCUCCAUCCCCAUCAAAGCCAUCUGUGACUACAAACAAAUUGAGAUAACAAUCUACAAAGAUGAUGAAUGUGUACUGGAAAACAACUCACACCGAGCUAAGUGGAAGGUUAUCAGUCCUACAGGCAAUGAGGCCAUGGUUCCUUCAGUUUGCUUUUCAGUACCUCCACCAAACAAAGAAGCCAUUGAAAUGGCCAGCAGAAUUGAGCAGCUCUAUCAAAAUGUUCUGGCACUCUGGCACCAGACACACAUAAACAUGAAGAGUGUUGUAUCCUGGCAUUAUCUCAUGAAUGAAAUUUCAACAAUUCGUGCUUGGAAUGUUUCUUCAAUAAAGACUAUGCUCCCUGGGGAACAUCAACAGGUGCUAGGCAGCCUUCAGGAACACCUCAGGGACUUCUUGGAAGAUAGUCAGGAAUCUGAAGUCUUCUCAGUCACUGAUGGCAACCAGCUUGAGAGAGAAGUCAAGUUCUGCAAACAGUAUUAUGAAGAUCUUCUUAAAUCGGCUGAAAGAGAGGAGCAAGAGGAAUCUGCUUGCAAUCGAUUCAUCUCCGAGUUACGGAAUAUUCGCCUUCGUGUGGAGAAUUGUGAGAAGCGCCUGAUACGACAAAUCCGCACACCGCUGGAACGAGAUGAUCUACAGGAAAGUGUGCAAAGAAUCACCGAGCAAGAGAAAUUGAAGAGUGAGCUGGAGGAGCUCAUUGUGGAUUUGGAGAAAGUCAGUGAAAAAUGUGACAAAUUCUUUGGACAAGCCUCUUCAUCGUCAGCCUCAACCUUACGUGCUGAGCUGAAUGUGGUGCUGCAGAAUCUCAAUCAAGUGUACUCUCUGUCCUCCAUUUAUUUGGAUAAGUUGAAGACUGUCAAUUUGAUUGUUAAAAAUAGCCAAGAAGCAGAGGCUCUUGUUAAACAAUAUGAAACUAAACUGGGUGAGGAAGAUGCAGUACCACCUGACACAAAGGCAAUUCAAGCUCUCCAAAAUACAUUGAAGCAAUGGCGGACUGAAGUGGAUGAGCGGCGUGAUGUCUUCCAUUCAUUGGAAGAUGAGCUGCAGAAAGGAAAGGCUGUCAGUGAACGCAUGCUGAGGGCUCACAAUGAGCGAGAUAUGGACAUGGACUGGCACAAGGAGAAAGCUGUCCAGUUAGCUGAGCGAUGGGAGAACAUUCGUUCUCAAAUUGACAACAGACUACAUGAGCUUGAAAGCAUCAGCAUUUCCCUGAACUGGUACAGAGAUUGUUAUAAAGACCUUGAUCAGUGGAUCCAAGAAAUGGAAACAACACAACAGAAGAUGCAGGAGCGUCAGCCGGAAGACAUCCGAGCCCUUGCUGAUGAGCUCAACCAACAAAAGCUAUUGACUUCAGAAGUUGAGAUGAAACAGGGCAGAAUGGACGAAUGUCAGAAAUACUCUGAUGAGUAUUCCUCUGCUGUAAAGGAAUAUGAGCUUCAGCUGAUGACCUACAAAGCCAUGGUUGACUCGCAGCAGAAGUCACCAGUCAAACGGCGAAGAAUGCAGAGUUCUUCAGAUGUCAUUGUACAAGAGUUUAUGGACCUCCGUACACGUUACACAGCCUUGGUGACCCUGAUGACCCAAUAUGUGAAGUUUGCCAGUGAUGCUUUAAAAAGAUCAGAGGAGGAAGAGAAUUCAAUUGAAGAUGUGAAGGACUCACUGGUGAAGAAUGUCAUUGAGCCUGCAAGAGUAGGAGGAGGGACUGCAGCUCUAUCGGGGAGUGAAGGAAAUGGACUGCCAACAGGUUGCUCAAGAAUCUAUCUGGAAAUGGGUGCAGAGUCUCUGCAGAUCCAGGGAGAGGGAAGGCAAGAUCCGCAUUUGCACAGUGAAGGUACAGAGAAAGAUGGCAAAGCUCUGAGGCAGUCGGUGGUCCUGAAGAAAUGCUUCCUCUGUGAGAGAAGGACAAAUGAUAUACCUGAUGGACACAAUUGGGAGGAUGUAUGUGGAACUAAACCAGAAAGGCUGCAGCUUCCAGUCCAAAAUCUCAGGUUUGCAAAGGGGCCUGCUGAGAAAGUGGGAAGAACUGGGCAUGACAAGGAGAUGUCACGAAGUGAAGAGGAAAGAAGAAGAAAAUCAUUUGCUGCUUCGGGGGCAGUGCGAUUUCUGGAUGGUACGUUCUUUGCUCGGAAAGAAGGACAAGCUAAACAGUUUAGAAAUCAGCUACCGUCCAGUGCACAAGGCUGCCAAGGCUCUGAAACAGCUGGUGAAGAUAUAGAUGAAUCUUGGCCAAAUAUACGAGGAUCUUACAGAUCGGAGGUGGAAAACCUCAGUACUAAAAAUAUGAACAGCCACGAGGGCAUCACAAAUAGUGGCUCUGAACUGGUGAAGAGUGAAGAUUUGUUUCCCCAGUAUCUAUCUCUAGAACAUACCACUUAUGUAGAAGACCUAACUGCAAAUGUUAGGGGAGAACCAAGACUUAAAACCAAAUGCAGUGCUUCGGCUGAAGAUGUAUCCCUUCCACACGCUGAAUGUGAAGAACAAGAGGAGCAAACUCUUCAAAUGCCACAGAAUGAGAUUAAAUGGCAAACUGGAGACUGCAGUGGCAAUGAGACAGAUGAACAUCUCCUUGGUUUUCAUUCCAUAAUAAAACCUGCAAAAUUGCUGGAGGGAGGUCACACCAGUUUCACACCACCAGCAGUCUCUGGGAGGUCUGCAAUUUUGGAAAAGGAAACUAUUCCCUCGAAGGUUGUGGCAAAUGAUCUGAGAAGUUGCAAUCUAGCCGUCAAGGAGAAAGCCAAUGCUCUGCCCAGUGGAACUCUGCAUGUUCAGACAAGACAACAGACAGACAAUCUUCAGGUGGAACAGGUUGAAGCUGCUCGGCAAAGUAAAAAGGCACAAGACAGACUGGAGGAAGGUUUAUCACAUGCGCAGGUGUCGUCAGUAAAUAAGGGGCUAACUGUUGAGAAAGGUUUGAAGACAAAUAGAACAGAAUCGGAAUUGUAUUCAUUACUUAUGAACAAACCAGUGUGGCCAGGAAGGUCUGACCAAAUGACAUUUGAACAAAACCCUGAACAGGGAGCAGAAAUGGGAGAGCAGAGCAAUUCAGCAGAAGAAAUGGUGAAAAGUCCCAAUAUCAUGGAGGGAACCACAAGGACAUUAGAAGGUGAAGAGCCCAUUUCACUGAUCCCAGGUACUCAAAGGACUAAUCGAGCUGCCUCCAUCCCCAAGCUUCCAGCUAUAGAACCAUUGCAAAGACCCAUGUUAUUGGAAUUCAAGCAUAUUGAUCAACCUAUCCCACUAAUUGAACAUGUUGAUGACAAAUGGGUUCAUGUUGAUAAAAACUGUGCUGAAGAAUUGGGAGAUCCAUGUGUUGAGAUUGACCUGUUUGGAACGUUGAAGAAAAUUCCAGAACAAGUGAAUCCCAUGAAGCUAAACUGUUCCACAGUGAAAUCUCAAGAGCCCCGUUUCUUGGACAUUAAACAUGAUGUAAUAUCAGCAGUGAAUUUCCAUGGAUUUGAGACUGCCAGAGCAUCACUCAAACCAGAUGGGGAGAGUGAAGAAGAAAGUCAUGAAGGCACUAUGCCAUUUAGGAAAGAGAAGAAUAGUAUGCGUGAACAAGUGAAAGAGAAUAUCCAGGAGGAGGUGGUUGGAACUCCAGAAUUGUUGAAAUGGCAGAAGGUGGAAGAAAUUUGUGAAGUGGAACAGAGGCUGAAAAAUAGGACUGGAGCCAGUGUUGAAAGUGGGAGCUUCCCAAGACAAUCUGAAGAGAAAUCGGUAGAAGAGGCAAAGCAAGAGCAUGUUGAUAAAGUUGGCGAAUUGUUGAAAUGGGUGUCUGAGAAGAGCAAGUGCUUGGCAAAGAGACGACUGGCAUCUCCUGCAGCGGAGCCUGGUGAAGUGGAAAAGUCGCUUUCUGAGAAUCAGGUGCUUUGUGUGGAAUUGUCAAACAAGAAAGAUGAGAUUGCUGAAGCUAUCCACACGACGCAGAUAUUCUUGGCCAAGCACAGUGACAAGAUAUCGGAAGAAGAUAAACAGCAAACUGAGAAACAGCUUGAGUCUCUUCAGGAAGCUUAUGAUAAGUUGUGUGAGGAGUCUUCUGAUGGCGUCCAGCAAAUGCAAAGUACACUAGCUGAAGAGGCAGUGGAGAAGGACUAUGAAACCAUUGCAGGUGUUCUUGAUCUGGCGACUGGGAUGGUUUGUCCGAUAUUCUCUGCAAUACGCCGUGGCCUUAUAGAUUACGACACAGGGGUGAUUUUGCUGGAAGCUCAGGUCAUUGUGUCAGGUCUAAUUCUUCCAGAAACAAGGCAAUGCCUUGGUAUAGAAGAAGCCUUGAGAUGUCAAUUGAUAGAUGGAAAGAUCUUUAACCAUCUGGAAGAGUUGAGUAAUUCAGCCAAAAUUAUUUCAAGUGGCACCCAUCCUGUUGUUGGUGUUUAUGACAGCAACAUUAUCUCAGAAAUAUCGGUCAUUAAAGUCCUUGAGGCACGGUUUGCCACUGGAGGACUCAGGGUUCCAGCCACGGGUGAAAGAUUUAAUCUUGAGGAAGCUUUUCAGAGAGAACUCAUCACUGCUCAGCUGUACUUCAAAUUGCAAGAGAGGCAGAAGAUGUGCAAGGAGCUGAUUGAUCCAAAUACAGCUGAGAAGGUAUCAUUAAUGGAAUUAAUGCAAAGAGUCACAGUAGAUAAAGAAACUGGAUUAAGACUACUUCGUGUAAAUCAAAGAGAGUGGGGCACAAUCAACUUGAAAUCUGGGAGACAGAUCAGUGUUCUACGGGCAGUCCAUGAAGGCGUCAUAGACCGUGAAGUGAUGAUCAGGCUUCUUGGUGCUCAGCUGUUCGCUGGUGGGCUUAUUCACCCUCAGACAGGAGCUCAGCUAACAGUAGAUGAAGCUUUGGAAUGCGGUCUCAUUGAUCACGAUACAGCUUCAGGCCUCCUCACUCACCAAAUUCAAACAGGAGGCAUUAUUGACACAGCUACUGGCAGGCGGUUAACCAUGGAUGAAGCUGUGCAAUGCAAUUUAAUAUCAUCAAGCAGUGCACUUUUGGUCCUGGAAUCACAGCGGGUAUUUAUGGGUCUCAUUUGGCCUGAUUCUGGGGAGAUAUUUUCUGUCGACACUUCUUUGCAACAGGGAGUGGUAACAAAUGAAUUAGCCCACAAAAUCUUGAAUAACAGGCAAAAAAUUGCAGCCCUUUAUAUCCCUGAGAGCUCAUCAGUGCUCACACCUGAAGAGGCAAGCAGCCUAGGUAUAGUAGACACAAAUGAAGCACAUGUUCUAAACACAGUAACAUUGCCUGACUUGAUGCCUGGCGCCAAACACUUUCAGUCUUCCCAUGAAGACAUCAUGAACUGGGGAUCAAAUUCUGAAGUCAAAACAUAUGCUACUAAUGAACCUACCGGUGUUAAAGAAAGAGGCGGCGAUGAUAAUUCAACUCUACAGCAGAUGGAAAUUCAGAAGAAAUUUGUAUCUUAUUUGAUGAUGCACAGCUAUAUGGAUGCAGGCUCAGGAAGGAGGCUACUCUUGGUUAAUAGUGACUUAAAUGAAAAGAUUAAAAUGGUGAUGGAAGCAAGUGGUACAGAUAUUCCAUUAGAAAAUCAGCAAGAGUACCUUCAUAUUCAAGAUGACAGUGUUCUUGAGAAUCUGUUGGAAGCUGUAAAAACAUCAGAAGGUAUCAGCUCCCUUAAAAACCAUCUUCAUUCUGAAAGGUUGGAUUCAGAUGAUAGAAUGGAAAAACAGAGUGUUGAUGCACCAAAUGAACAUUGUAGGAAUAUUAAUAAUGAAGCAUUAUGUUGGAUGCCUGGAGUGCGACAGUUUCCAACAAAUGAACUCAAAGAGUACGCAUAUUCACAGACGAUAGAGAGUCCAAGAAAUUGUGUGACUGACAUCAAAGAGAGCAAAGCAAUUCAGGCAAUUGAAGCAUUAGAUAAUUUUGAAGGUUGUCCUGAAGUGCCAUCUCUUCCUGAAAACUUAAGUGAGCAUCCAAACCUUAAUGAAAGUGUUCAAUUGGCCAGCCAAACCAACCAUGCUAAUUCUUUUGAAAAUGAUUUAGGAAACCAUUUGAGAAAAAGUGAAGAGGUUCCAAAAGAUGAUCAGGUUACUCAAGUGGUAGUUUCAUUGUUGCAAACUGCAGAUUCAUUCCAAGAGGAGGAAGUUGCCCAGACUGUGUCUUCAACAGAACACUUGCCAGCUGAAAUCAGCUCGAGGAUUCCAACAGAGCAGUCAUCUCCAUCUCAUGAACACCAUAAGUUCACUCUAUGUCCAUUGGACACGGAUCUCCAAAGAGACUUUGGCGAUGCUCGAAAUAAAAUGCUGGGCCUUGAUACAUCAUCUGAUAUGCAGAAUGGUGAUAAAAUUAACGAUGGUACUCAUGGUUUUGAAGACGCAUUAGUGAGCAACGCAGAGCAUGCUAACAAAACUUCAAACCGUGUGACUACUCAGCAGUACUUGGAAGCUUCAGAAAUGGUAGAAUCUAAUGAUGCAGGCAGAAGACAAAAUAUUGCUGAGCUAUCAAUGGAAUAUCAAAACAGCAUGGCAGAUACAUCUGCAAACUCUGUUCCUUUGGAAUCACAGCUGCCAAUUGGUAAAGAUGGAUUUAUUUCUGAUCAAUUAGAAACUGAAGCAGAAACAAGCGAAGACCUCGUAUGUGGGAAGAACAAAAUAAGGACAAUUGAAAUGUUAGAAGAUAUUGCGGACUUACAUGAAAUGGUAGAUUUUGUUGGUACUUCUGAUGAAGAAAGAUUAAGUGAAAAUGCAAAGACUAAUGUCAUAAUGAAAAUGAAGGAUGAAGAACAAUUGCUUACAGAUGACAAGAAUUCUGUUGUUGCUGAUAAAGAUAGUAAUCUUGAAAACCAGGCCAGCUUUCAUAAGUUGAUAGAAACACAUGCAGAUUUCCCAAUGGAGACAGUGUUUGACGUAAUGAGUUCAUCAGUGGAAGAGUGUCUCUCAGUAUCCAAUGAAAUCUUGGAUCUGAGCCCUGCAGACAUUGGAAGUAAAGGUGCACACUCUGCGAAUGACACUGAGGGCCGUAAGGAAUCAGAGCAGAAAGUAAUAAAGAUCAUCGAAACAUUGGAUGACUUGGCAGACUUAGAUAAAAUGGAGAUUGCUGAAGAAUCUGUUGUGAGAGAUAGUUUGUUAGAGGAUGAAAGUCCAAAUUCCAGUGAAGAAGGUAACAAUGACAAAGUGUUAGCGAAUGGAUUGAGUGGACCCACAAAUAUGGUUGAAGAUGGUGCCAUUUACCAAUAUGCUUCAGUAGGUGAUGAGGUUGAAAAUGGGAGGACCAAAUUCAUUACAAGUGUGGAAGGAUUGGACGAUAUCGCAGACAGCCAGGAAAUGCUGUGGUUUGUUGAAGAGCUUACAGGAAUGGAAGGGACUCAAAUGUUUAGUCCUUCUGGAGUUGAAAAUAUCAAGGAUGUAUUUGAAUGUUCCACACAAAUGGUAAGCGGUGAAGUUAAUUUUCUAAAUAAUGCAAAAUUUAAUUCAAAUACCAGUGAACAAGAUCAGCACAAACAAGUGAAUAUUAAGGCUGUGCAGGAAGCAAUGAAGAACUGUGGAAUACCUGAGCAAAGUACAUCAGUGGGUAAUCUAAUAAUAAUGGAUAAAGUGAAAAGUGACUGCAGUCUGGAUGUAAGAUGUCCAUUGCAAGAGAGCCCACAUGAUGGUGUGGUGACACUGGAGAAUGCUGAAGGCAUCUGCAGAGGUCAUGGGAGAAAUUUGUACAUCUUGGAAGAAGAGGAUGAAGAAUACGAUGCAGACAAGAUUUCUUCAGAGGCAGUUGGGAGUAGGAAAUGGGACAGAUCAACUUUGAUGAAACAUUACAAAUCAGAACUUGAAACAGGUGGAAUAUUUGACGCUGUUACUGGUAAAAACUACAGUCUUGAGGCUGCUUUGGCACAUGGACUUUUGGAUGAGGAGAUGGCUGUGGAUGUUUUGGUUUCACAGUUCCAAGGUGGAGGUAUUUGUUUUGAGGAGAGUGGUGAAAAUUUAACUCUUAGUGAUGCAGUGGCGAAGGGUCUUUUACCAAGUGAUGUUGCUAUCAAAGUGUUGGAUAAGCUUGGAUUGAUUGGAGGAUUCUAUAACCCUGGUACAGGAGAAAUAAUGGAAGUGUCUGCUACAGCAGAGCAAGUCGUAAACAAUGACCUCUUGACAAAAGUAUUACUUUCGGAAAAAAUGGUCUCUGGAAUCAUUGACCCAGAGACUAAGAAGCUGCACAGUGUUCAUGAUGCAUUAAGACUUGGUAUUUUAAACUCGUGUACAGCUCUGCAUUUGCUAGAUGCCCAAAUUGUUUCUGGUGGCAUCGUGGAUCUCAAACAAGAAGACCAAUUAUCAGUGGCCGCAGCCUCAAAGCUCUGCCUGGUUGAUGAUGAAACUGCUGAACAGUUGAUGAAAAUAGAAAAGGCAAAAAAUGGAGGGCAAGUCGACGAGGUGACCAAACAAAGGGCACUAAAUUACCAGUUUGAAAUGUAUGGCAUAUUGGAUCCUCAGACAAAACAACCUUUGUCUGUGUUGGAAGCAGUUAACAACCACCUUGUGGAAAGGGAUGAUGUGCUCUCUGUUCUGCGUAAACAAGUCGUAGAUGGUGGUAUCAUUCAACAUAAAUCAGGACUUCGCCUCUCUGUAGCUAAUGCUUUGAGGCAUGGUUUAAUUAAUGAAGACCUAGCUGAUGACCUGUUUGAAUUAGAAACAUCAUGCCAAACUUCAAACGCUGAGAAGAAUUUGUGUUCUCAAGAAAUCUCUCAGUGUUUACAUUUUCCAGUGGCAAUUGAAAAGAACCAGAAAAUUAAUGAAGACUUCAUUGAAUUCAAAAAUGGAAAAUCAGUGAUUCAAGUAGAGUCUGGUGAUGAAAAAUUAUUGAAUAGUAAUUUAAACAAAGAAAUUAACCUUUACAAAAGCCAGGAUAAUUUUGGUGAAAGCCAAAUUAGCAUUAUUCCUUACUCUAAUUUGGUGAGAAUAAGUAAAAUAGAUAUAGUCACUGGGCGAAGAUACUUGGCAGUAAAACCUCAUGAACGAUUUUUGAAUGUCGAAGAUGUUGAACCAAUGUCAACAUUACGAGUGGCAGAUGUGGAUCUGGCUAGCGCUCUCAAAGGGGACAAAGAGGAUAAAACCUUGAUAUGUGCCAGAGAAGAUGAAAUCACUGAUCAGGAUGUUGGAGCAAAGAGUGAACUGAACUGUCAGAUAAACUCCUCACUUUCUGGCUCCUCUGUUCCGGAAAGUGUUCAAGAUAUUUCCCUCAAUAUUGAGUUUCAGGGGCAGACUGGACAAACUCCUGAAGAAAAUUUGUCCAGAAAAUUGGACUACAUGCCAUCCAAAUCACCUUGUAUUGAAGAUUCACUGCAAGGUGACUUUUUCUCAUACAUUCGAGAAUGCACAUCAGAUAUUGAGCUGGAGACUGAUACAUCAGAAUUGGCUGGAAAAGAAAAUCUUGUAACAUGUGAAGAGGAACUUAAUGAGGAAUUUGGAAAAUUGACUGCAAAGAUGUUUAUGGAAGAAAAAUGUGUGGAAGAGAUGGAGCCAAACAAUUCACCAGCCAAUAUCAUGGUUCAAGGUCUAAUGAGUACCAAGGAAAAUGGUGAUUUGGAAGAAAGUUUUGAAGGAAGAAAGCCUGAUAUAAUUCUCAGCCCAGAUGAUAAAGCACAAUUGAAUGGAAUUUCCAAAAAAAGUAAUCAAGUUGCACAAAGUUCUGGCUGUGAAGAAGGUGCAGAAGGAUCUGAACAAACUGUAAACAUUGGAAUGGCUGUGGGGAAUGUGCUGAAAGCUGUGUAUAUGAAAUUCAAUGAUGCAUUCAAAAGAAAACCAAGUGAAAAUGAAGAAAUCCCAAGUGAUGCUCCAAUGAUAAAUGAAUGUGGGCAAAAUAAAAAGGUGGUUGAAACUUUAAAUGACCCUGCAGAACUUGUAAGUAAAGUGAAAAAAAUGGAGAAAAACGUGGCCGAUCCUUCUGAAGCAGGAGGAAAUGAGGGUGAGAUGUCAGACUAUGGUGGUGAAAAAUCAUUGGGAGAAUCUGAAAAUCAUUUAAGUCAAGAAAGAAUCAAUGAAGAAAUGCGAGAUCAGAAUUUUGAAGGUGGUCAGAAGCUUGAGAUGUCAUUGGACACAACAAAUAAUUCAUUAUGGCUUGAGGAUAAAGGCAAUUUGGUUUUGGAAGAGGAAAGUCCUGUCCAUUCAGAAAAAAUGCUUGGUCUCACAACUGUUGAAAAUGAGUCUUCAGAAAAUACAGAUGAUCAAAGAACAGUCAGAAUUAAUGGUGGAACUGAUGAUAGUAAAAAGGCGGACACCUUUGAUUUGAAGGAACGCAGUAGAGAGAUGGAAGAUGGCGCUGCAAUGCCUAAUGCUCAGGAUGUGGCAAAUUUAUGUGGUGAUACUUGGGCUGCUGUAAGUAAGUCAGAAAUUCUCUUUGAUUGUCUGAAACGAGAGCUUCUCAAUGAAAAGUUUAGUGAAUCAUUUGGUUUGAAAGAAGAAAAGUCCUUAAAAAUAGCAGAGUCGAUUGCUUGUUUGAAGCCAGUAAUGAUGAGUGCACACGUGCAGGAAAUGCUUUUUGCAUUAAUUGAAGAGAAAGAUCCUUACAGUUUGAAAAACCAAGCCCUGGUCAGCAGCCUAAUUGAUGAGCUUUUCUGUGAAAUAAAACAUGAAAUUCCAGAUUUGACAGAAGACAGGCAAGUGAAAGAGACACUCUGUGAAAGAUUUCUUGUGCUACUCAGCACUGCAGGAACUCCUCAAAGUAUAUUGCAGCAAACGGUCAAGGAGAAAAGGACUGACAUGAAUCAAGCAACUCAGGUGAAAGAAAAUGACCAAAGUGUAGCUUGUCAUGACAAUGGGAAUCUUGGUUCUCCUAUCAGAGGGUCAGAAUCACAAGAAGGCAUAGAGAAGGUAGCCAUUUAUGACAGUGCAUCAAAAGACGCUCACAUUAAUGAUGAUGAUGGUACAAUGAAGAGGAUGAUAGAAAUAAAGCAAAAUAGGCAGAAAGAUGAUCUACUAAUGCAAUCUGCUGAUUUUUCUGAUGAAGUGAAAUUCUUUGAAGAUGCUCAACCCAAAGUCAUUUUGGAGGAUGCAUCUGAUGACAUUGGGAUUAGCAACAAUAAGGGUCUUGAGGAAGUGAAGGAAGUGUUGCAAGUCAGGCAAGAUGGAAAAUAUGUAAGUGAGAAUGGAAAGGAGAAAGUACCAGCUGAUUCUCAACCAGAUCUGGCAAACAAUAUUCAUGAGCAUACCACUGAGCUAGCAGUGAAUAAUUCCUGCGUUAAAGUGAAUGAAGAAGACAAUGCGAAGGAAAAGACACAGGUGCAGGGUGGCCAAAAUACAAAUGAGGACAAAAAUGAAAAUCUGCUGAUGCAGUCUCCUUACAGUGAUCAAGAAUUUCGGAAGAACAUUCAGGAGAGUGAAAAUCUUGGCGAUGCAACAAACAAUGUAUGGACUACAAAUAUAAUUAAUGAAAGAGGUGUGCAAUCUAGUGUACACAGUACAAAUGAAAGGACAAAUGAAGAUUCAGUUGCUACAUCGUUUAGUAAUCCUGUUGAAAUAGAAGCAGUAAUAGAAAACAUUCAGGAACCAUUCACCUUUGAAGAUGCAUCAUGGAUUAAUGAGAAUAAAGAUGAUGUGAAGGACAUGGUUGAAACUGUUGCAUGUGACCAAGAUGAAAAUGGAAAGAGCAGUAAGGAUUUAGUGAUGCAGUCUUCCGAUGUAGCUUGUGAAAUGAAACUAUUGGAAGGCAUUGAGGAAGAGACCAACAUUAAACUUGAACAGCAUGUGGACCACAAGACUGUUGAGGAGGAUGGACAGAUAUGUAACAUUGCACAACAGUGUUUGGAACAUGCAGAGAACUUGCAAGCUCACUUGAUGUUACUCCAAGAUAGGAGAAUCCAACUGGAGAGCCUGCAGCCAGUUGACACGGACCUGGAAAUCCUUCAAGAGCAACUAGAUUACCACAAAUUAGUAAAGUGUGAGCUGGAGGAGUCAGUAACACGCGAUCUGAAAGCUGCCGAGAAAUUUCUGGAUAGUGUUCACCUGGAUCCUGAUGAACCAUUACAGAAGAAUUUGGAAACUGACUGUAAAGAUUUACAAACGUCUCUCCGGGACAUGAUUGAUGUGUGUGCGAGCAGGGUCGAGGCCCUGUCAAGUGCCAUUGAAAUAGAACAGUCUAAGAUCAAGGCGAUGCAUCAGGAGCUCCUUACCACACUGGAUCAUCUGUCCACUCACAUACAAGAAAAUGCAACCGCCUUAGAAACUCUGUUCCCAGACAUGUCCAGUGAUUUGGAAACUGUUGAAAGCUGUAUACAGCAACGCAAGGAUUUGGAGAAAACCUUGACCAAUUUGAAAAUUCAGCUUGAUACUACUGCAUUUGAUAUACAGUUCUUUGUUUCUGAGCACGCAGUGGACUUCUCUCCACAGGAGAACAGGAAACUACUCAAACAUUUGAAUAGUACCCAGACAUUGUUUAAAAGUGUGAUGGAAAGAUUAACAGUACAGGUGGAGGCUUUGAAUCUUCAAUUACAGACCAGAUUAGAGCUGGAUGAUCAGAAGGCAUUCGAAGAAAAGCAAGGAGAGUGUAACAAGAAAUUACAGGAAAUGUGCGAUUUACUGAUGGUGACUGAAAACAAAAUCAUUGGUUAUGAGAGUGGAAUGUCCAUCACUGGUGAUAGCUUAGCUAACUUACAACAGCAUCAGAUGGAGCACCAGGCCUUACAGAAGGAAAUUGAGGCAAACGCAGCCACUUUAGCAAAUGUGGUAAAUGCAACGGAACAGUUCUUAGAGAAGAACAGGGACAAACUCAAACCAGAAGAAAGAGAUGCAAUGGAUAGGAAACUGAAGGACACCAAGUCAAAGCUCAAUCAGUUGAGUGAGCAAGUGGAUUCCAAACUCAAGAACCUGGACAAUGCUGUAACGACUGCUCUCAAACAGGAGACUGAGAAGGCUGCAGUGGUUGAACAGUUAAAGGAGAAUGAGAGUAAAAUCCAAGGACUCUUGGGUUGGUUGUCAAAUAUAGGACAGGAGCCAAUAAGUGAACAGAAAAUAAAAGAGACAUUGCAACAGAAUGGCAACACUAUUUUUGUGGAUGGACUGAAAAGUCUGGAGAAUGAGGAUACAGUGAAUGGAAACCUACCUCAGGACUUGAGUGAGACCAAAGCAGACAAAGCAAUGGAACCAACAACUGAUGGGGAUUUGAAUCUUCAGUACCAAAGAGCCAAGCUUCAUCACCAACAAGUUAUGUCACAACAACAGUCCUACAUUAUAUCGACACAGUCGGUGCAGGAUUUCCUGAAGAAGCAAGGCUCCAGUAUUUCUGCAGAGGAACGAGAGAAGUUGGAGGAGGACCUGAAUAAGUUGAAGGUUCAGUAUGAGACCACACUGGCCCAGUCAGAAACCAGACUGAAAUUGAUACAGACUGUACAGGAUGAGCUGCAGAAGUUUUCCAGCGAUUACAACGAAUUUGAAAACUGGCUGCACCAGUCUGAACAGCAGUUAGAGGAUCUCCAAACCGGCGCCACUGAAGUCGAAACUCUUGUUGGCAAGCUGCAAAGACAGAAAAGCUUUUCUGAUGACGUCAUCUCGCACAAAGGCGACUUGCGGUAUAUCACCAUCUCAGGGCAAAGAGUUCUUGAUGCUGCUAAAUCUUGUGGCAAAUUGGAUCUCGGCAAAGAGAUAAAGCCAUGUAUUGACACAUCUGCAACUUGUGAUUUGGUGCAGAGGCAACUUGAUGUGGCCAGUGACUCCUAUAAAUCGCUGCAUUCAAAGUGCAAUUCAUUGGGUAAAAAUCUCAAAGAUGUGGUGGAUAAGUACAGCCAAUACCAAGAAAUUUCAACAGGCUUUCUACCAUGGCUUCAAGACACUGAGGAAGCUGCAAAAAUUCAGUUGACUGAGGCCAUUGCUGCAGAUCCUAAAAACCUACAGAAACAACUGAAGCAAGUCAAGGCUCUGCAGGAUCAGUUGUCUGGAUACCAAAGCACUGUAGAAAAGCUAAGGAAAACCGUUGAUGCACUUAUGAAUACCGAGGGCAAUCUCCUACUGAAUCGUGAUGAAAUCCAAGAUGAUGUGGAUGAUGUUGUGUUGAGAUUUGAGAAUCUAUCCAAAUCGACCAGUGACCGCAAUGAGAAGCUGCGGAUGACACUCACACGGUCCCUAAGUGUUCAGGAUGGUUUGGAUGAAAUGCUUGAGUGGAUGGCUAGUGUUGAAAAGAGCCUAGAAGAUGACGAGGAGAUGCCUUUGAAUUCUGCUGCUAUUCAAGAGGCCUUCAGUAAAAACGCUGUGCUGGAACAGAACAUUGCCAGUCGCCAAAGCAGUAUUAGCGCCAUUAAAGAGAAAGCCAACAAGUUCAUAGCGACAGCGGAUCCAACCACUGCCUCUGCAUUGCAAGCAAAGGUGGACGAACUUGCCAAGCGGUUUUCUUCAGCCAGUGGCCGCCACAAGGAAAGAACAGCCAAACUGGAAAAACUCAGAGCCAAAGUGGAACUUUUUGAGAAGACUUACCAAAAAAUCGAGCAGUUUGUAACCAAGAAAUCUCUGUCUCUCCCUGAAUCUGAUGGACCAGGAAGAGAUGUUGCUGAACUCUCACAGUAUAUGCAGGAAAUGAAGGCUGAACUAUUGGACCAGAGUAAAGAUCUCAACACAUUAAAUCAGUUGGCUGAAGAGCUGGGGGGAUGCGCUACAGAUAAAGAACGGACACGGAUCCUCAACAGUGUCAAUGCUCUGUCAAAGCAUUUUCAAGAACUGGGAGAGGCUACCAAGAAAAGAGAGGAAGAAUUAUUUUGUUGCCAGCUUCAGACAGAUCAAUUUAAAGCACUGCUGAUGUCGUUCAAUAAGUGGGCGGAGGGAAUGAACACAAGGAUUCCAAUUGUAGACCCAAGUCUAACUACAGAAGCUCUUCAGAAGCAUUUAUCCAGUAUUCAGGGCAUGCUCAAUGAGUGGUCUUCAAAAGCUUCCGAACUUGUGGAAGUUAAUCAGAAAGGGUCAACUUUGUGUCACCUAAUCAAUACACUGACUUCUCCAGCCUAUUCAAGGACAAUAUUCAAAUCAGGUACACAAGUAGUGAAUGGUGGGGGAGCAGUCUCUGCUAUCUGCGAUUCCAAAGAGCUAAUUGCUAUCCAGCAGGACAUUGCAGAUGUGAAUCAUCAAUAUGAAAAGAUGGGAGGCUUGCUGAAGGACAAGGAGAAUCAAUUGGAAACUAUGCUAGCUCAGAGACAGGAAAUUCAGGAAGAGGCCAAUUUGGUGAAGGAAUGGUUGGAGUCGAUGGAUAGAAGAGCAGCAUCAUGGGAUACAUUGCCAACUGAGACUGAAUCUAUAAAGGAACAAGUUGAACAGCAAAAGAUAUUUGAAGCUGAAUUGAACCAAAACACUGGCAAGGUUGGACAAGUGAAAGAAAGGUUGGCAUUAUUGCUGGAGGAGAACACUGACGCUCCAGAAGCUGGGAAAUGGAGGCAGAUGCUGGAUUAUAUAAAUUCAAAAUGGCAACAAAUCAGCCAGUCAGCAGCAGACCGGCAGCAGAAGUUGGAGGAGUCAUCCAGUUUCCUUACUCAGUUUGAGAUGGCAGAGGUGCAGCUCAGCCAGUGGCUUAUUGAGAAGGAACUAAUGAUGAAUGUGCUUGGACCACUUUCCAUUGAUCCACAUAUGUUGAAUAAUCAGAAACAACAAGUCCAGAUAUUGCUCAAGGAGUUUGAGACACGAAAGCCACAGCAUGAACAGUUGAAAACAGCAGCCGAUGGCAUUUUGCGUCAAUCAGAUGACCCUGCUGUGGCUAGUGGAGUUGUGAGCAAUCAGCUGGCUACCGUCACACAAAAAUGGGACAACCUGACAGGGCAGCUGGUUGACCGGUCCAACCUCAUCGAUCAGGCCAUCGACAAAAGCAGCAGGUACCAGAGUUUAGUGCGGGACCUCUCAGCCAGGCUGAACAUCUUAGAAACUAAGCUGGCUGAUCAACCGGCCAUUGGGUCCCAACCCGAAGCCGUGAAAUCCCAGCUGGAAGCAGCCAGUGAAAUCCGGUCGGAGUUGAAGCGGGAGGAAAAGUCAGUGCAGGAGGCCCAGAGGAUCUGUGAGGAGAUCUCAGCCCUCGUUGGUGAACAAUACCUGAAGGCCGAGCUUAGCAGACAGUUGGACAAUGUUUUGAAACCCUACCGAGAUCUAGAAGAAAGAGCAGGAAAUCAAGUCCGUCAGCUACAGUCAGCACUUGCUAAUUCCGAGCAAUUUCAACAGAUGUUCGAUGAUUUUAAGGCCUGGAUGGAUGGAAAGUGCAGUGAACAAGACCAAAGGCCUCCCAUAUCUGCCAAGCUGGAGCGCCUGCAUUUGCUGAUUGAUGAGCAGGCAGAGUUUCAGAAAUCCUUGGCCCAGAAAGCUGGGUCCUACGAGAUGAUCCUAGUGGAAGGUGAGGCUCUCCUGCAGAAUAUGCAGCCCAGUGCCGAGAAAACAGCCUUACAGGGUCGCCUGGGAACACUCCGGGCUGACUGGGAAGAACUAGCUAAGCAGGUAGAAGCCAGACAGGAGAAACUGAGGGACUGUUCCCAGAAAGCCGAAAAGUAUAGGGAAUGUGUUGAGCACCUGCUACCGUGGAUACAAGAGUUCGAAGAAAAGGCUUCUCAGGUACAAGUCUGCAGCAACGCUGCUGAAAUUGAAUCUUCAUUGGCAAACAUUAAAGGUUUACAGAAUGAUGUGGAUAAACAUCGAAGGGCAAUAGAUUCUCUAAAUAAUGCUGCCGACAGCUUGAUUGAAGCUAGCGAGGCUGAUCAGCAAGAUAUCCAAAGCGAGAAGGCUUCAGUCAAUCAAAAGGUUGAUCUGAUUAAUAAACAGCUCCACCUGAAAGUCAGUUCUCUGGAUGAGAUGGCAAAAUGUAUGAAGGAGUUUCAGAAUUCUCUCAAAGAUGCGAAGAAGCAAAUUGAUGGAGCUAAGCAGCAACUUGAACUCCAUGAUGCCCUUGGACCCCAGGCAUAUACUAAUAAAUAUCUGACCAACAUGAAUGCCCAGCAGAAGGCUCUUCAGGCUUUGACAUCGCAAGUGGAGAAUGUCAAAUGCCUUGCUCAGAGAUUGGCUGCUGCUCCCUCGCAUAGUGCUGGGACAUCUUUGAUCCUGCAGCAAGCCAAUUCUUUACAGGACGAUUAUGCAUCAGUGAGCCAGAAAGUACAUGAGAAAUGCUCCUUCUUGGAGACCAAGCUCCAAGGCAUUGGGCAGUUUCAGAACACUAUCCGGGAGAUGUUUUCCUUAUUUGCCGACCUUGAUGAUGAAUUGGACAGCAUGGCUCCUGUGGGAAGGGAUCUGAUCUGUCUGCAAGCACAGAAGACUGGCACCCAGGAUUUCAUCAUCAAACUGCAGGAACUAACAAUGAGCAUUGAAGGUGCGAAGAAAGAGGGCAAGCAGAUGCUGGAGUCAGCAAGUUCUCCAGAUUUACUGGGGUUAAAGAGGGAUUUAGAUGCUUUAAGUAAACAGUGCAAUAAACUGCUGGACAGGGCAAUGAUCAGAAAAGAGCAAGUGGAAACCAAUCUUGCUCGGGUUGAGGAAUUCAACAGUAAAUGCAAGACGUUUAGCAAGUUGAUGACAGUCGCUGAGGAGCAUGAAGAGAGUCAGGGCAGUGUUGGAACAGAAACAGAUGUCAUCAACCAACAACUGGAAUCAUUCAAGGUAUUUCAGAAGGAAGAAAUUGAACCUCUUCAGACUGUGCUCCAAGAGGUGAAUCGACUCGGGCAAGGACUGAUCCAGAGUGCAGCUAAAAAUACCAAUAUCCAGACAUUGGAACACAACCUUGAAGAAGCAAAUACGAGAUGGAAUACUCUAACGACAAAGGUUGCAGAACGAGCAGCCAAGCUGCACGAAGCUCUGUUGCAUUGUGGGAGGUUUCAGGAUGCACUCGAAUCAUUGCUCAGUUGGUUAAUGGAUACAGAGGAACUCGUAGCCAAUCAGAAGCCACCUUCAGCUGAGUUCAAAGUAGUUAAGGCUCAGAUUCAAGAACAGAAACUUCUCCAACAUUUGCUGGAUGAUCGCAAACCAACUGUGGAAAUGAUCAAAAGGGAAGGGGAGAAGAUUGCUGGGUUGGCUGAUUCAACAGAUCGAGAGAAGACCCUGAAUCAGCUGCAAGGCCUGAGUCGUCGAUGGAAUUCCCUACUGACCAAGGCUGAAGACAGGCAGCGGCAGUUGGAAGCCAUCUUGGUGGUGGCUCAGCAGUUCCAUGAUACUGUGGAACCCUUGAUUGAAUGGCUUUCUGCUGCUGAGAAGAAAGUUGCAAACUCUGAACCUAUUGGCACUCAAACUGCCAGACUGCAAGAACAGAUCUCCCAGCAUAAAGCCAUGGAAGAUGACGUCGUCAGUCAUGGCAAACAGUUGCACCAGGCCAUUAGUAUUGGUCAGUUGCUAAAGAAUAUGAGCUCCAGAGAUGAUAAAGACAUCGUGCAGGGAAGGCUGGAUUCUGCCCAGACACGGUACAUUGAGGUCCAGGACAGGUGUGGCCGUAAAGCUGCCCUGAUCCAGCAGGCCCUCUCCAAUGCAUGGAUUUUUGGGGAGGAGGAGGUGGAAGUUCUGAACUGGUUGGCUGAAGUACAGGACAAGCUCAACAACGCAGCCAUUCAAGACUACAAUCCUGAUCAUCUUCACAAACAGCAUUCCGAACAUAUGACACUUCAUGAAGACAUCAUGCUUCGUAGACAGCAUGUCGAUCAGGCCAUUAAGAAUGGAUUAGCUCUCCUGAAACAGACAACAGGGGAUGAAGUUAUAAUCAUUCAGGAAAGGCUAGAUGGCAUCAAAGCACGCUAUGCUGACAUUACUACUACCAGUGGAAAAGUCUUGAAAACCCUAGAACAGGCCCUUCAGCUGGCUACUAAGUUUCAGUCUGCUCAUGAGUUAUUAACUACCUGGCUCGAGAAGGUGGAGGCUGAACUGACCACGUAUGCUUCUGAGGUUUUUGCGGGAGAACAGCUAGCUCAAACACAGAAGAGACAGAAAGAGUUGAGGAAAGAGAUGAUGGAGCACAGGGUAAGCCUGGACACAGUUAAUGAGGUCAGCAGUGCUUUAUUGGAGUUGGUCCCAUGGAGAGCGAGAGAAGGACUCGAUAAACUGGUAUCUGAUGACAACGAGCGUUAUAGAUUUGUGAGCGACACCAUAGCACAGAAGGUGGAAGAAAUAGAUGCUGCUAUACAAAGAUCUCAGCAGUUUGAACAAGCAGCAGAUGCAGAGAUUGCCUGGAUCACAGAAACAGAGAAGAAGCUCAAAUCACUUGGUGACAUAAGGCUUGAACAAGAUCAGACCUCUGCUGAGUUACAAGUUCAAAAGGCAUUUUCAAUGGAUAUUUUGCGGCACAAAGAUACAAUUGAUGAACUUGUUGCAAAUGCAGAUCAAAUUAUGAGUUCCUGCACUGAAGAAGAGAAAGCAUCCCUGAAGAACAAACUGGACAUGCUUCAAAAACAAUAUGAGGUGAUCAGCCAGAUGAAUGCAGAGAGAUACCUGCAGCUGGAACGGGCUCAGUCUUUGGUCAGUCAGUUUUGUGAGACCUACGAAGAGCUCUGGCCAUGGCUUGAAGAGACCCAGGUGUUAAUUACACAGUUACCCACACCAGCCAUCGAAUUUGAGAUGUUAAAGCAACAACAGGAAGAGCUUCGGCAACUGCGGGAGCUGAUAGCGGAACACAAGCCUCACAUAGAUAAGAUGAAUAAAACUGGACCUCAAUUACUGGAGUUAAGCCCUCGGGAAGGUUUGGGCAUUCAGCAGAAGUACACAGCAGCUGACGCACUUUACAGUAAGAUCAAAGAGGACGUUAAACGAAGAGCCACCUCACUGGACGAAGCCAUUUCUCAAUCCACUCAGGUUUUGGAGUUCCAUGACAAGAUCAGCCCCAUGCUCGAAGCCCUGGAGCGCAUUGCCAUCAGAUUGCAACAACCACCUUCCAUCUCUGCUGAGGUGGAGAAAAUCCGAGAGCAGAUCAGCGAAAACAAGAAUGUGACAAUGGAACUCGAGAAGUUGCAACCAGCAUUUGAAACCCUUAAGCAGCGAGGCGAUGAUCUGAUUGGACGUUCUGAAGGAGCUGACAAAGAUUUCUGUGCAAAAGCUGUUCAAGACCAAUUGGACAAGAUGGUUUUCUACUGGGCUGACAUCAAAGCGCGGGCAGAGGAACGGGAAGCAAAGCUGCUCGAUGUGAUGGACCUGGCUGAAAAAUUCUGGUGCGAUCAUUCUGCUCUGAUUGUCACCAUUAAAGACACCCAGGACUUAAUCCGAGAACUGGAGGAACCCGGGAUAGACCCAUCAGUUGUUAAAGAACAGCAAGAGGCUCUGGAGACAAUCAAAGAAGAAGUUGAUGGGCUACAGGAGGAACUGGAGAUAGUUCAGAACCUUGGAGCCGAGUUGACUGCAGCCUGUGGAGAGCCCGAUAAACCCGUGGUGAAGAAAAAUAUAGACGAGCUGAAUUGUACCUGGGACAUUCUGAACAAGGCAUGGAAAGAUCGCAUUGACAGGCUGGAUGAAGCAAUGCAGGAGGCUGUUCAGUUCCAGGAUGCACUACAGGCCAUGUUUGAUUGGAUGGAUAUUGCAGAGACUAAGUUAAAUACUCUACCUCCAAUUGGUACAGAUCUUGAAACAGUGAAGCAACAAAUUGCUGAACUCAAGCAAUUUAAGACCGAGGCAUACCAGCAGCAAAUAGAGAUGGAACGACUGAACCAUCAGGGAGAACUGUUACUGAAGAAAGUGAGUGAAGAUGAUGACAAGCGUGUUGUACAGGAACCUCUUCAUGAGUUGAAACAUCUCUGGGAAAAUCUGGAUGAGAAAAUUGUCAACAGACAACAUAAACUGGAAGGUGCUCUGUUAGCUCUGGGGCAGUUCCAGCAUGCCCUGGAUGAGCUGAUGACUUGGCUGACCCACACCGAGGAGCUACUAAAUGAACAGAAAGCUGUUGGUGGAGAUCCCAAAGCCAUUGAAAUCGCAAUUGCUAAACAUCACGUUCUACAGAAUGAUGUCCUCGCGCACAAGUCCACUGUGGAAACUGUGAACAAAGCUGGAAAUGAUCUGCUCGAAUCGAGUGAUGGGGAAGAAGCCAGCAGCCUGCAGAGCAAGCUAGAAAUCCUGAACCAGCGCUGGAACAAUGUCCUGGAACAAACCGAGCAACGGCAACAGCAACUGCAAUCCUCUCUCAUCCAGGCUCAAGGUUUCCAGAGCGAGAUUGAAAAUAUGCAGCGCUGGCUGGUAGACAUUGACCGUCAGCUGUCGGCAUCAAAACCUGUUGGAGGCUUGCCAGAAACUGCCAGGGAGCAGCUUAACGUUCAUCUGGAACUCUGUGCUGCAUUUGAAAGCAAAGAGGAGAUCUACAAGGACCUGAUAAAUAAGGGGCAGCUGAGCUAUAAGGGUGUUGAUGACAGUAACGUGGAGCAAGGCAUCAACAACCUAAAGGAAAGAUGGGAAUCGGUUGAAGUAAAACUAAAUGAACGAAAGGUUAAACUGGAGGAGGCCCUCAACCUAGCCACAGAGUUUCACAAUUCACUUCAAGAUUUCAUCAAUUGGUUGACCCAAGCAGAGCAAACUUUGACAUUAGCUUCUCCGCCGAGUCUUAUUUUGGACACGAUUUUGUUCCAAAUUGAUGAACACAAGGUUUUUGCCAAUGAAGUCAACUCACACCGUGAAAAAAUAAUUGAACUGGAUAAAACUGGGACCCACCUGAAGUACUUCAGUCAGAAGCAGGAUGUGGUACUCAUUAAAAAUUUACUGAUCAGUGUUCAAGCUCGAUGGGAGAAGGUUGUGCAGCGUUCUGUUGAUAGGGGAAGAGGACUAGAUGAUGCAAGGAAACGUGCUAAACAGUUCCAAGAGGCAUGGAAGAAAUUGAUGGAAUGGUUGGAAGAUUCAGAAAAAAACCUGGAUUCUGACCUUGAAAUUGCUAAUGAUCCAGACAAAGUGAAAAUGCAGCUUUCCAACCACAAGGAGUUCCAGAAAGCGCUAGGAGCAAAGCAUUCAGUGUACGACACUACAGUAAGAACCGGUCGUUCUUUAAAAGAGAAGACAACUCUGGCUGAUGACCACCAAAAGCUCGAUGACAUGUUGAGUGAGCUUAGGGACAAGUGGGACACGGUGUGCGGAAAGUCAGUGGAAAGACAGAACAAAUUGGAGGAAGCACUGCUGUUCUCAGGCCAAUUUACAGAUGCCUUGCAAGCUCUGAUUGAUUGGCUGUACAAGAUUGAACCCAUGCUGGCUGAAGAUCAGCCAGUCCAUGGGGACAUCGACCUGGUGAUGAACCUGAUUGAUGCUCACAAGGUCUUUCAGAAGGAGUUGGGUAAACGGACCAGCGGUGUCCAAGCCCUCAAACGCUCUGCCCGUGAACUAGUAGAUGCCAGCCGCGAUGAUUCCUCCUGGGUCAAGGUGCAGAUGCAAGAGCUCAGUACUCGCUGGGAAACUGUCUGUGCCCUCUCUGUUUCCAAACAAGCCCGACUAGAGCAAGCCCUGAAUCAGGCUGAAGAGUUUCACUCUGCAGUGCACGUAUUGCUGGAGUGGCUGGCUGAAGCCGAACAGACUCUUCGUUUCCAUGGCGUUCUUCCAGAUGACGAUGAAGCCCUGCGUGUGCUUAUAGAGCAGCACAAGGAGUUUGCGAAGAAACUGGAAGGAAAGAUGAUUGAGCUGAAUUUAGCAGUGGGUAUGGGAGAAGCUAUCCUAUCUAUCUGCCACCCAGACUCUAUCACAACCAUCAAGCAUUGGAUCACAAUAAUCCGAGCCAGAUUCGAAGAGGUAACUGCAUGGGCUAAACAGCAUCAACUGCGGCUUGAAGCAGCCCUCGCAGAUGUUAUUGCUAAUCAAGAGUUACUGGAGAGCCUGUUGGGCUGGUUACAGUGGGCAGAGACGAUACUGACUCAGAGAGACCAAGAAUCACUUCCACAGGAGAUCGAAGAAGUCAAAACGCUUAUUGCCGAGCACCAGUCUUUCAUGGAGGAAAUGACCAGAAAGCAGCCAGAUGUGGAUAAAGUAACAAAAACAUACAAGAGGAAAGCUGCGGAACCAACCCAGAUUGCAUCCCAAAUUCCUGUCAUUGAUAAAGGAAGGUCAAGGAAAAGACUGCCAGCAAGGGCUCUGUAUUCACCUGCAACACAAACCAUUGAGACUAAAAAUCCACGUGCUAACCUACUCGUCAGUAAGUGGCAGCAAGUCUGGUUGUUGGCUCUGGACAGACGACGGAAACUCAAUGACGCACUUGAUAGACUGGAAGAGCUGAAAGAGUUUGCCAACUUUGAUUUUGAUGUUUGGCGAAAGAGAUACAUGCGAUGGAUGAACCACAAGAAGUCCAGAGUAAUGGAUUUCUUCAGGCGCAUUGACAAAGAUCAGGACGGGAAGAUCACAAGACAAGAGUUUAUUGAUGGAAUCCUCUCUUCAAAGUUUCCCACCAGUCGUCUGGAGAUGAGUGCAGUGGCAGAUAUAUUUGAUCGAGAUGGCGAUGGCUACAUUGAUUAUUACGAGUUUGUGGCAGCCCUUCAUCCAAACAAAGAUGCUUACAAGCCUCUUACUGAUGCAGACAAAAUUGAGGAUGAGGUGACACGGCAAGUAGCAAAAUGUAAAUGUGCAAAGCGGUUUCAGGUGGAACAGAUUGGGGAGAACAAGUACAGGUUCUUCCUGGGAAAUCAGUUUGGUGACUCGCAGCAGCUGCGGCUAGUCCGUAUCCUGCGCAGUACUGUCAUGGUUCGUGUUGGAGGAGGCUGGAUGGCACUUGAUGAGUUUCUGGUGAAAAAUGACCCCUGCAGAGUUCAUCAUCAUGGGAGUAAAAUGUUGCGUUCGGAAUCAAACUCUUCAAUUACCAGUCAGUCUCCUAUAGUAAUACUCACUGCAACAAAGGGCAGAACAAAUGUUGAACUGCGUGAAAAAUUCAUGCUUCCUGAAACCACCGGUCAGUCUGUGGCUGCCUUCCGAUCACGGGGUCGUAGGUCACGGCCAUCAUCACGGGCCGCUUCGCCAAACAGGUCAACCUCCAGUGCCAGUCAGAGUAUUUCAGUUCCACCAGUAACUACAAGUACACCUCCUAAGACAUCCCAACAUUUAAUCCGCAAUUAUGAUAAACCAUGGUUGACAAACAGCAAAACAUCAACUCCUUAUAAGUCACCAGACUCCCCUGAACGCCGAAUCCCAUCUCCAGAGGUAGCCCCUAUCCAGGGAAGCAAACUGCGACCGCCUGGAUAUUUGUCUGGAAAAAGUUUCCACUCUGGAGAUGAAAGCAAUGUAACAUCAACUCCUCCUUCUAGAGGGAGGUCACAAAUACCGGCCCGAGAUUCAAGGAAAGUUCCAAGCCGGCCUACAAGCCGAGCUGGAAGCAAGACCGGCAGCCGAGCCAGUAGUCGUCGUGGGAGUGACGCUUCUGAUUUUGACAUUUCGGAUAUCCAGUCUGUAUGCUCAGAUGUUUCAGAAACAGUGCCUGACACUAGCAGAUCAGGGUCACGAGCAGGAUCUCGGCCAUCUUCCGCCAAACCUUCGAAAAUCCCAACACCGUCACGGAGGUCCCCAGCAGCUAGCAAACUGAGUGCAGCCUCCAAAAGAUAGUGUGAUCAACCCAACAGAAGUUCUCUGAAAUCAUUUGAUAGUGCAGUCCUUGGGAUGUAAAAUAUUCUGUAGAAUCUGUUGUGAAAUAUUGCAAGAGGUGGACUUUUAAUGCUGCAGAAUGGCCUUAUUUGUGUUUUUGUCUUGUGAGGUAUGUUAUUUUAUGUGAAUAAUUAUUUUGAUCAUUUUUUUUGUUGACACCAUAUCCUCUGGAGGGAAAAUUAAAAAGAGCUUUUAAGAAAGAUGUAAGUUAAACUAAUAUUUUUACAUGAUAAUAUGGAAUUAGGUAACUAUCUCAAAAAGCUGUUUCUGAAUGUACUGUUAAAAAAUAUAAAAUCCCAGGAACGUGUUAUGUCAGUAAGCAGGCAGAUGACUCCAUAAUUUGCUAACCGCUCUGAUUACCUCAUACACAAUUCAAUGAGGCAAUGCUGGAUUUUGUGAAAUAAUCUUUAUUUUUGUUCAGAGCUGAUUUUCCUUAAUUAACCACAAAGCAAAUGUCUGUGUCCCAGGUAAUUAACAAAGGGAUGUAAAAAAUUGAUCAGCACUACCUUAAUGUAGCAAACUUGAACUUACUCACAAAUGUUUAAUUAACACACUUAGACUGGCUGUUAAUACACUUAAAAGAAAUUCCUGCAGCAUUUUUGUGCCAUUUCAUAUUGCUGAGAUCAAACUGCCAUUGUUAAAAACCCCAUGCCCUCCCCACAACAAGUCAUUUAUACUAAUUAUAAUUAAUAUAUAUAAGUAUGAAGUGUGUUGAUGUCAAUGUGAAUUUUUUUUUGCUUGAGUGGAAGAUAAUUGUAUCAUUGAUCCCAUUUUGUAUUAAAGCAAAGUUGCUUGCAGUAAGUCACGAUCCGGAUCAUCCCUACUUGUUACUUUACAGCAAUACUUCAUGCAAGACUAUUUCCUUAUUUAUUUAACAAAGUAGAUGAUAAUUUAAUGUAGGCUUUCGGCAGUGAAUGAAUGACCUAGAAGGGUUCCUCCAAAAUGCUUAUUAAAGCAUUCUUUUCAGACUUA
Chiloscyllium plagiosum (whitespotted bambooshark) is the source of this 28660-nucleotide messenger RNA. Lineage: Eukaryota; Metazoa; Chordata; Chondrichthyes; Orectolobiformes; Hemiscylliidae. The record is from RefSeq and is a predicted model, not a curated record.